Molecule: messenger RNA, 7318 nt
Organism: Paramisgurnus dabryanus
Lineage: Eukaryota; Metazoa; Chordata; Actinopteri; Cypriniformes; Cobitidae
Gene: ar
Product: androgen receptor
Biological process (GO): regulation of DNA-templated transcription
Molecular function (GO): DNA-binding transcription factor activity; sequence-specific DNA binding; zinc ion binding
Source: RefSeq, a predicted model, not a curated record
CCGUAUUAUUUAGUCCUGACAGUUAAAGCGCUCAAGGACUUUCCCGAGCGAACCCUCCGUAAAAUUAGUGCUUAGCCCAGCAAAACACCGUGACACAGCAAGCUCUACGCGCAUUACCUGCGAAUAAACCCAAGAGAGCACCUGACACGAGAGGAAAAGGGCUGUUAUUGUACUUAAAAAGGAAAGUGUAGGUUGUUAUGAUGCACCCAGGGUACUGUAGCAACCGCCGCCUCGGCUCGGACUGAUCAUUGGAAACAGACAGCCAAUAUCUUAUCGCGCGUUCUCAAGGUAAAGGGAAAACAACUCGAAAUUCCCACCCCCGAUCGGGCUUACUUUCAUCCGCUCUUUUAAGGAUAAUACACGCACAUGAGCGACUUUUGCACAGAGUGGGAGUGAAUAACGCGUUUAAACGAAUUGCAAGAAUAGCAGCGUUUGAAUAACAGACGCCCCAAAACCCGAAACUCUGUUCAUUUGCGCUGUCAAAAAGUUAAGACUUUUCUUUUCCGCUGAUUGAGAGCCGCCUAUGCGUCUCUGUCUAUGCACGCGAUUAUACAGCCGUCUGGUUAUUUUCGCGUACGCAGACUCGCGCCGCGCAGCUCCUCUUGUCUGCAACUUUUAAACGGGAAUACUUGAGCAGCCAGAGGAUUUUGUCAAUGAACUUGUUGCGGUGAGUGCCCUUUAAACACUCACGGCCUGUGUCUACUGGAGCGUCUGUUUCUAUACUAUGGAGGUUCCGGUCGAGUCCCCAGACGCAGUUUUUCACGGACCUUACCAAAGCCUUUUUCAAAACGUCCGUGUCGUGCGAGCGAGCAACACCGAGAGUUUGGAUAUUUCGAGCUUAAAGAAGUGCGGCUGCCUGCGCGACUCGACGCCGAGGGAAAUGCGUUUGAACAGGCUGUCUCCCAGCACGGGAUUAUGCUGCUGCCCCGAGAAAGAGUACGAGAGCACGAGUUCACUGAUGGAGGCAGAGACAAGCCGUAUCCAUUUUCUCAAGAGUUUAACAGGAAGCAAAAGCGACUCGUCUUGUGGCGGCUCGGCCCGUAAAGACGCUACCGAAACCAACGGCCGUUGCUCGGGUUCGCGUCGGGGCACGGAAAGCGGAGAGAAAAGCGGUGUCGCAGCUGAAGUUCACUCGAGCCGUGACGCAAGUGUGGCGAGUAGUCGCGCGUGCAGCAGCAGCAGCACCACCAUCUCUGAGACAGCGCGCGAGCUGUGCAAAGCCGUAUCUGUGUCUUUGGGGUUAGCCAUGGAGUCCAGCGAACUGGGCGAGGUGGGACCGCACCACGCUCCGCCAACACCCCUGACCACUGAAAGUAGCACUAAUGACAUCUAUUUGUUUGGUAUGCCUUUGCUAGACUGUUCAUUGAACCAGCGGGAGACAGGAGGUAAACGCGGAGAGUACGCUCUCGCGGCGGGACGAGAAAGAGGCGCGGAGCUGCAGGGGAACGAUAAAGUCCUCGGGAUGUUUAAAAGUGGCCACCUGGAGCAUCUGCCAGGUGAGAGGACGACCUUGCCGUGCAACAACUCAUCUCAUACGCACUUAAGCGCGGACGUGCAGGAGGUGCAUGAGUUCGGCAGCCUGUCCGGGGACAUUGCCAACCUGAGUUCAGAAGGUACAUCGGCGACGACAGCACCGGAUAUGGACGCAUCACGAGCGGCUUCGUGCCAGUUUGAACAACUGUUGCCCGCGAACAUGGCCCAUUACGUCCACCCGGAAUCGGAUCUCAAUAACGGACCGAGUCGGAGCUUUAUGAAGCCCCCGUCAAUGUCUGGUGAGUUUGCGGGGCCCGCGGAGGACAGAUAUUCCGAAUACAUGAAUAUGUACAACGUCAAAAUAAAAGCCGAGAACGAGACCUGGGGUUACCCGCAUAGGUACACGGAGGACGGUAACGGACAAUAUGGGCCUCCCAAACAGAGGACCCCCUACCCUUCUGGCCAUGAAGCGCCAUUUAUCUGUAACCCCUACGAGUACGGGCGAAGCGGGGCUCUGAUGCCGCGAGAGCGACCUCCGCCCGAACAGUGGUACCCGGGCGGGAUGCUGACCCGUCCCCCUUACCCUAACGUGCCCUGUGUAAAAAAUGAGAUGGGCGAGUGGCUGGAUGUAACACCGUUCACGGACGGCAGGUAUGAUGGUGGAAGAAGUGACAUUUUCCCAAUGGAGUUUUUCCUUCCUCCACAAAGGACCUGCCUGAUCUGCUCUGAUGAAGCAUCUGGAUGCCACUAUGGUGCUCUCACUUGCGGAAGCUGCAAAGUUUUCUUUAAAAGAGCUGCUGAGGGGAAGCAGAAGUAUCUCUGCGCUAGCAGGAACGACUGCACCAUAGACAAACUCAGGAGGAAGAACUGCCCGUCCUGUCGUCUGAAAAAGUGUUUUGAGGCGGGGAUGACACUAGGAGCUCGUAAGCUGAGGAAGAUCGGACAGAUGAAGGGUUCAGAAGAGAUGGGCCCCGUCCAGUGCCCAUUGGAGCUUCAAUCCUUGUCCCCCAAGCCGAGCCUGACGUUCCACUCGCAGAUGAUCUUCCUCAACAUUCUGGAGGCCAUCGAGCCCGAGGUGGUAAACGCCGGCCACGAUCACGCUCAGCCCGACUCUGCGGCCGCUCUCCUCACCAGCCUGAACGAACUGGGGGAGAGGCAACUGGUUAAAGUGGUGAAAUGGGCCAAAGGACUUCCAGGUUUCCGUAACCUGCACGUGGAUGAUCAGAUGACUGUCAUACAGCACACCUGGAUGGGAGUGAUGGUCUUUGCUCUGGGUUGGAGGUCCUACAAGAACGCCAACGCGCGGAUGCUGUAUUUCGCGCCGGACCUUGUCUUCAACGAUCGUAGGAUGCAUAUCUCAAGUAUGUACGAGCACUGUGUUCAGAUGAAGCAUCUCUCUCAGGAGUUUGUGCUUCUGCAGGUCACACAGGAAGAGUUUCUCUGUAUGAAGGCCCUCCUUCUUUUCAGCAUCAUUCCAGUAGAGGGGCUGAAGAGUCAAAAGUAUUUUGAUGAGCUGCGUCUGACGUACAUAAAUGAGCUGGAUCGUUUAAUCAACUACGGCAGGAAGAGCAACUGCGCCAUGCGCUUCCAGCAGCUGACCCGGCUGAUGGACUCCCUGCAGCCAAUCGUUCAGAAGUUGCACCAGUUCACCUUCGACCUCUUUGUCCAGGCUCGGUCACUCCCCACAAAGGUCAGCUUUCCCGAAAUGAUUGCAGAAAUAAUCUCGGUCCAGGUGCCAAAGAUCCUCGCCGGCCUGGCUAAACCAAUCCUGUUUCACAAGUGACGACUACAAGAACCACCGAUCCAUACCGACCCCACCCAGGCAAUAUGAGCCAGUCAGUUCGGCCUGAUCCUGUUCGAUCCAGCCUACGCCAGUCGUGACGCUUUUAAUCCGGACUCGAUUUGAGCGACGAGACUGAACGAUACUGAUUUUCUCUUCUCCAUUUUUUUAGCAUUUCUCACUCCCCUCCCUCUCUCUCUCUCUCUUCCUUUCUAUAUUUCAGUCUCCCUCACCCUCGUUUUUGAAAAAUGGCCCUGAAAAGUAGCGGGACCAUUACAUCAUUACAGUUGUCUAUCUUCUUCUCAGAGAUCAUUUGAGCUCAUUUUCUCAAACUGACAGCAUGGUGUGAAGCAGGUUUUGUUCUUUCUUUCGACCAGCAGUUAUCCUUCAAGAGUUACAGCGUGUUGCCUAGUGGACAAGUUGGAAAAAAAUAUCACACUGCAGAUUCAUCUGAGCCCUUAAUCACAAAAAAAAAAAAGGGAAAAAGGACAUUACGCAGAUCCCCAUCAGGUACAGGAGCCUGUGACCUGCCUCGACUCUCUAUGCAUCAUAUCUGCUGGGGAUAAAAAAAGGUUUCGUUCAUUGUCUGUGAUUCGAGCAGACAAAGCAAAACAGCAUGCGUACAGAAAUGCAUCCGAACGUCACGAAAACUGAGACGCACGUGAUUUCGUGCCUGUGACACGUUACUUAAUACAGUCCUGUACUAUAAAAACAGUACAGUGUACGGACAGCAGCGGACUGACAAACCAUCUCCUCUUUGUUUUAUUCGUUUAUUGAUCGCAAAGCAAGUGCUUCAUUUAUUUCUUAUGAAAUAUGGAGGCUCAUCGAUUUGGGAUAUAUUUUGAAGAUUUGUGUUAAAGUGACUUUUGUGUUCGAAUCUAUCAAAGUGGUGUUAGAAAUUUGCAUUUGUUACCGUUUUGCUGAGAAGACACAGCAAGUCGAAACGCAGGGAUUUGCCUCCUUUAGACAGGGCCCAGUUUUUUUCCCCUUUUAUCUCUCCAAUGCCCUUUUUUUUUAAACCUGGAUAUUUAAGUGCGAGGUAUAAUAUUGACAGUUUACCAAACUGUAUAUACACAACAUAAACACAGCAAAGCUUGGAUCAGCAUAGAACCUGCUGAAAUCUAGGCCUAUCUAUAUCUAUAUAUGCAUGCCGUCUUCAUAUCCAUUACAACAAAACAACAAACAAAUAAUUGCAUGCUAAAGCCCUAGAUAUUAUAACAAACCAAACUGCAUUUCCAGUAAGCUAAGUGGAUAUUGUUAGGAAACGGGGCUGUUUCCCAUAAGGCUCUUAUGAAGUUACUCGCUCUCUUUGUCCUUAAUGGAAGAUUUGGCAAGGUAAUGUUCUUGUGUGUGUAUAUAUAUAUAUGUAAAAGUUAAGCGUGGUUCUUUUCAACCUUUCUAUGUGCUAAUGUAUGGAUGUAGUCAAUAGUUUUACAGUACAGUUUCCUCUCUUUCCUUCAUAGUAAGUGCCACCGAGGGAUUUGUAUUUCUCUGCGCUAGCAAUAAGUAAUCACAUGCUUAACAAACACACACAAGCUGUUCUUAGGAUACCAAAGCAUGCUUAAAUGGUGCACAGCUUUAAACAAUAACACAGUUAUAUUAAAACGCAAAAAAAAAAACACCAUUCUUAUCUGCUAACACGGGAUAGUACUGUUAUUUUAUCACACUAAUAAUCGCUUUUACCAAACAUAAUCACCAUCGACUGUCGCAAAACCGCGCCAAGUGGUGCUAAAACUGGGUUUAUUCGAAAAAGGCGAAAAAUCAAAAUGAGACGUCACGUGUAUUUUUACUCGCUUUCGCUUCAAUUAAAGCGUAUUUAUCUGUCAGAACAGAACAUCUUUACCCGCUUUCCACAUACCUGCCGCACGCUCAUAUUUCGUAGUCGUCGUGUCACCUUCUUUCUCCACGCGCUCGGUUUCUAAAUGAUUGAAUAAUGCCUGCAGCGUUAUGUAUGUAGAUUACUCUUUAAAGAGCCCUGAAGUCUCGGCGACGUGUUGUCUUUGUCAGGCCUGGUGUGACCCCGGGUGUACUUUUGGCAGCGCGGCAGCGAGUUUCGCGCCGAGUUAAAACGCAGAGAUGCCGUUAGCUCUCGCCGCAGCCGAGCACGUUGACGGUUUAAAUGUGCCAGCUAGAGAAUAGGCUGUCAGAAACGGCUCCUCUGCUCUGACAGCACCAAGCACCGCGCAAUUACACGCAGGUGUUUACCCAUUUAGACGGCCCGAAAGCACUCAUUAGAAUUUGCAGAACUCCAAACUGCACUUUUACCCUGCCAAAAAAGAGCUCAUGACUUUCCCAGCAAAUAUGUAGCGCUUUAGGAUAAAUACGUUUCAUCAUAAAGACAUUAAUUAGACGUCGGACUAUAAGAGGGCUCGAUCGUAAUUAAUACAACGCCGCUGUCCAGCUUCAGAGUUGAGAUUUGGCUUUGAGAGGGAUACGCUCUCGCUGUCUUACAGUCGUCUGUUUACAGUGGAAAGUUACUCAGAUGUAACACCUCAUUUGGCUCGAGCUGCGCUCAUGAACUGACUUGUGCUUGGAUGGUCCGUAAGCUGAUUUACAUUGUGACUUUCUUAACACAUCUCUUAUGAGCUAUGAUGUAGAACUAUUGUGUGUGUGUGUGCGUGUGUGUGCGUGUGUUGGUUUUCAAUUAAAGUCUUAAAUGGUUUCAGAUCUCCGCUUUAAGAUUUACUCUUACUGUGUGCAAUGUGGUCAGCCAAUAACAAAAGCAUAUGUGUAUGUUUAUAUGCUCUCUUGUAAAUCCGCUCACAGGCUCUGCAUCGCCACCCUUGUAGGUACACCCACAUCACUUUUUUUGUCUGAUUAAAGAAAGCAAUAAGGACAUUUUUGGAGUCGUUUUACAAAACGUUUUUAUAUUGAAUUUGGCCUGCGCUGGAUCUUGUUCGCAUCACGUCCUACCAACGUUUCUGCUUUCAUAUAUAUGUAUAUAGAGGAAACAACAUAAACAAAUGGCUUUUGUGGCCCAAACUUAACUUCCGCAAAGAAUCGAUAACAUCCCUGAGAGUAGUUUAUUUCUGAUAACAAAAGCAAAGUAAAUUACCUUGAUUUAAGCUUAACUACUACACUGAGCUAACGUUACUAUGUAAAAUGAAUGUAUACGUUAGCUACAGAUUUCCCCUCAUCCUUCAAUUUUUUUCAACAAGGCAUUUGUUUCAGAGGUCAGCGUGCGUCCGUCCAUCCGACGAAGCCGGAUCGCAAAACGUUCUGCAUGUCACCAGGAUGUUUCUUGCAGUUAUAAAUUGGUCUUUUAUUACACUAGGGACUUUUUAACCAAAUGAUUUCACCCUGACGUGUGUAUUUUUUUCCUGGCAACGAAGAAAGUCAUUUGGCUUUUUAAAUGCGGAUACUUUUGCAAGGAAUCUGCUGAGAUCUUCUUGACAUAAGUUCAACAAGCUGUAUAUUAAUAAUCGCCUUACAGAAAUGAGAGCACCACACCGGUUCGCUAAUAAAAACUCAUUCAUGUUAACAUGGCAGGCAGAGCUGUAUCUAUUUCCUGUUUUAGCUUUGUAAACCAUAUAAAAACUCCCAUAAUAAAUGUAACAGCUACGUAAAAACAUUUUGCUGGCUGAUACUAAUUAAUCAUUAGCGAAUGCUUUUUUACAGCUUUUUCUCUGGUGUGAAUAAUUCCUGUUUUUCCCUGGUAUUAUGGGAUAUUUUUCGCCUUUCCAUAUACAGACGGAAGAGCUGGAUGGUUGGGCUUUAUAUGAUUAGAGGAGAAAAUUCUGGCUUCUUAAACGAUGUUUGUUACUUCAAUCUUUGUAACUUUAUAGUCUUUUUUUACAGCAGUUGUGUGUGAGGGUGUGAGCGGGUGUGUGUGUGCAUGCACGCUUUUUGCAGAAUAUUUAGUAUUGCUAUGUAGUGUUGUAUUGACACUGUUAACUGACUUUUUUUGAGCAGUUUGCGAACUGAUUUCCACUCAUGGAUAAUCGCUUAUCAGUCGCUUUCGUGCUCUGACUCUUGUUGUUUAGAGCUUGUGUAAAUCGGGUUUGUUUGUGUUUUACCGCUUUCAAUUAAAUAAAAAAACAUUUCAAAAUCAAAUACUUUUCUGUA